GAGGUUAUUGAGAGUUACCUUCGUGGUGAGUGUGUGUGUGGAAGUGGAUGUGUUGUAUGUCAGUGCCCGACGAGGCCCGACGUAUGCUUGCUUGUGUGUGACGUGCUCCUGAUGGCAGCAAACUGUUGGCGAGAGCGCGCGGGUCGUCAUCAUCAAACCGGGAGCAGCGAACGUGUUGUGUCGCUCUCGUCAUGUCAAUGAUGUGAUGUCCGUGUGGAAGGCAGCAAGCAAGAGCUCGUCAAAGUCCGCCGAAGCGCUUCGCAGCAUCAGUCAAAACCGCGGUGAAAGGACGAAGGACAAUAGUAUCCGCCAGCAGUACGGUGCCAUACAGUGGCUAGUGUGGAAGUGUGUUGUGGUAGAUGGAAGAAGAAGAACCACUACACAUCACCAGUAAAACACAGAACCUGAAUUGAACCACGAGUGACAUCUUUUGCCAGGAAUUGGCAGCUAGAACCUUAGUUCAUUCGCCACCAGAGAGACGCCGUCCGUUCGAGCGCCUCCGCCAGAUUUGAAACGAAAUCGAAACAAAAAAAAAAUGUGUGUACAUGUGCUUAUGUUCCGACGAAGAGUACGCGAGUAUUUGCGACCGGGUCGCAAGUUGUAACCAGCAUCCAGCUUCACACUUGGUCUGCGUUUAUGCAAACAGCAGCACCGCGUCUCCAGCAGCCGGAAACAUGAAAUUUGCCCAGUGAUUGAAUCGGUUCUAAUCCAAAUGUGUUUGUUUUUAUUGUUGAUCAAAGUGUGAACGCAUAGAAGAAGAUACGCGCAAAAUCAACCAACCAAGAAAAAAUGUGCUAAAAAAUAGUUGUCGACCACAACACGAACGAAACGAAAAAAAAAUCGCGGUCAGUUAAGUUUUUUUUUCCUGGAAUAGAGCUGGUCAGAAGAAACGUUUCAAAAAUUGAGAACCAUAAUCUAUCAUCAAUGAUGCUCCACGAGGCAGUAAUGUUGGAAAUCUACCGCCAGGCACUUCACGCUAGUGAAAUGGCCAGUCCUAGAUGCCAAUCGAGGGAGUCAUCCGGCGGUGGCCGUUGCCCUUCGGACGAAUCGAUCCGCUCCGAGGGCGACCGGGACGGGCAGAAUUCGGGCGCCAAUCUGAGCCCGGUUUCGAUAACGCUCCCACCGAGCCUUCCGCCAGCAGCCGCCGCCGCCCUCCUGCCUCAGCAUUCAGCCGCUAUGGCCGCCUACCUGAACGUGGCAGCCGUUGCGGCCCAGCAGAACCGACUGCUGCUCGGGUCGCCGUUGGCCGGCCUUGCAGCGGCCCGAAACGGGUCCCCACCGAUGCUGCCUCCGCUGGCUUCGCCGACGGACGAGAGUGACGACGCGGUGUUGGAUUUCAGCAAAAAACGCACCGACAGCGGUGGCACCGGGGAUGACGAUGGUGGAAGCGAUUGUGACGAGGGGGACGCGGUGAAUCUGAGCGCGAAAUCCGGUGACAACAGUCCGCUAGAUCUGUCGGUUAGCACUAGGAAGCGAAUGGGUGAUGACUCCGAUUCGCCCCCGCCCCGGAAAGCCUCCAGACCGCUCGACUACAAACCGGCGAUCGUUACGCCCUGGAGUUCUCCGGUUACGGCGCAACAUCCGUACUUUGCUGCCGCCGUGGCUGCAGCUGGGCUCUCCCCGAAAAACAACCACGGGGAUUGGAAUGGAAAGCACAAAGGUGUCACAAAUGAAGCCGCAAAAGCCUUGGAAAAGAUGACCGAACUGAGCCGUCUUGGAGGUGAGGAAAUCUAUCGUCCUUCAAACAACAACAACAACUCGGCAGGAGGUCCGGGAGGUGCCACCGCAGGCGGUGGACGCCAUAGCGCUUGGCAAUCACACUGGCUCAACAAAGGAGCUGACUCGGCCAAGGAUGUGCUGAAGUGUGUCUGGUGCAAACAGAGCUUCCCGUCGCUGGCAGCUAUGACCACUCACAUGAAAGAGACCAAGCACUGCGGAGUAAGCGUUCCUCCGGGCACGGGCAUGCAACAGCAGCCCCAGCACCCCCAACAGAUGCAGUCGCAGCAACACAACUCAUCCGGCGGUCCCAACAUGGACCGCAAUGCUUCCAAUAAACCAUCACCCAGCGAGUUGAAUCUGUUGAUCAAAGAAACGAUGCCUCUCCCGCGUAAACUGGUCCGCGGUCAGGACGUUUGGUUGGGUAAAGGGGCUGAGCAAACGCGCCAAAUCUUGAAGUGCAUGUGGUGUGGCCAAAGCUUCCGAUCGCUCGCCGAAAUGACGUCCCAUAUGCAGCAAACUCAGCACUACACCAACAUCAUCUCACAGGAACAGAUCAUAUCGUGGAAGUCGUCGGACGGUGAGAAACCCGGUAGUGCUCCGGGGCCAAGCGGAAACACCUCGACCAGUGCUUCGGGAGCUCCUAGUGCACCCGCUGCCCAAGCCAACAGCCAUGUCAGCGCUGUGCUGACGUGUAAAGUUUGUGAUCAAGCGUUCUCCUCGUUGAAGGAACUCAGCAAUCACAUGGUGAAAAAUGCUCACUACAAAGAGCACAUCAUGCGGUCGAUCACCGAGAGUGGCGGCCGGAGGCGACAGACGCGAGAGAAACGGAAGAAAUCGCUUCCCGUGAGAAAACUACUCGAAAUGGAACGCGCCCAGCAGGACUUCAAGAACGGUGAUAACCCUUCCGCUAGUAGUGUCGCCAACAAGCCCAUCCGUGAUCUUGGCGCCGGGAAAAUUACAUGCGAAAAGUGCAACGAGAAAAUCGAAACCACAAUGUUCGUUGAUCAUAUCAGACAGUGUAUCGGGGGAACGGCGAUCUUGCAGGCCCAACAGCAGCGUGAGAAAUUCAAGAAUGCACUCCUCUCCAACACCAUCAUCCCACCGGAUUCCAUUAGCCCGGUAACGCCCUCGAGCAGGGACGGUCGGAAAUCGGUAGGGGAUGACUUAUCGUCGCCACUGUCGCUCCAGAAAUCCCCCAUGCCGGCGGAUUUGUCCUCCCCGUCUUCCGCCAAGAAAGACGGGAACAAGAGUUCCUCUCCGUCGGUGCUGAACGCGAUCGAGCAACUGAUCGAGAAGAGCUUCGAUACCCGCUCGCGCCAUCCUAGCACCAACUUCGGUAACACCAACCAAAGUUCGACCCCGCUUGGGUCGAGCAUUCUCAAGCGGUUGGGGAUCGAUGAGAGCGUAGAUUACACCAAACCACUGGUGGACCCACAGACGAUGAAUCUGCUGAGAAGCUACCACCAGCAGCAGUACAUUUCUCAGUUUGGAAGACGGGAGCGAAGUGGCAGCGAGUCGAGCUCCAUUUCCGAGCGGGGAUCCAGCCGGGUUGACUCGUUGACACCGGAGAAAAAGUAUGACACACCAAGUCAUUCGACGCCGCGAGGAACUCCCGAUCGGCAGUUCUUGGAAGAGCACAAUAACAGUGACGAGCAGCAGCAACAGGUCAACAUCAAGAGGGAAGUGCAAAGCGAUGACGAGGACGACGAGGAGAAGCAGGAACAACCACCGAAGCUGAAAAUCAAGAAAGAGCUGGACGAAGACGAGGAGGAAGUCGGCACAAUGCUGCGUCCACCGAGCAAAUCGAACGAGGAACUGGUGACGGACGUGGAGAAGGAGUUCAGGCGACGCAACAGUGUCGCAUCUAGUCCAGCACCGAGUCCACGAAUGUCUACGGCGAGCGUUCCGUUGAGUCCAGCGGCUAGUCCGGUGAGUGAUCAUCAUUCCAUCGCUUCGCGAUCGACACCGGGUGUGGCGGACGGUGGUGGUAAGUCGAAGCAGCCGUCGGGAGGAGGUAGUGUGAGCAGCAGUUUGGGUGCACUUUCGUCGAUGUUCGAUAGUUUGACGGGGGCGAACAGUGCAGCAAACGCGGACGCAGGCGGGGGUAGUUCGGGCAAGAAACCAAGUGCCCAUCCAUUGGCGGCGCUGCAGAAGCUCUGCGAUAAGACGGAGACAACACCGAGCGGCCGGGGUGGUUCCAGCAGUGCUCUGCUGUCGGCCACGACCAACAGCCAGGCUAGCAGACCAACGCCGGGUUCGAUUUUGGCCUUUAGCUGGGCCUGUAACGAUGCGGUUGUGUCGGAUGAAUCGGUUAUCAAGUGUGCGUAUUGCGAUACCACUUUCACCACGAAGGGUGCCUACCGGCACCAUCUGUCGAAGGCUCACUUCGUAAAUGACGACGUGUUUCAUGAUCCGAAAAAUCAUUCGUUGAAGCCGGGAUCACCGCAUUCACCCAAGUCCACUAGUGGCCGCGAUAGCGCGGCGACAAACGAGGGCGGUGGAACACCUGUGCACCAAGCAGGAUGCAGUAGCAGCGGCGGCGGUGGUGGCAAUGGUGGAAAUGGGCAGGCCAAAAGUCCGCCCCCAGCGCAAUCACCGGCGGCAGCGGCGGCAUUCGACGAGAGUCCGCACUCCAAGUUUCUCAAGUACACCGAACUGGCCAAGCAACUGUCAUCCAAAUACGUCUGACAUUCCUAAGUCUCCAGCUCACGCAUCCAACCUCCUCCGGGGGUAGGUUCGUUAAUUUGUGCUGUUUAUUGUAAAUAAUCGGCGAAACUCGGCCGGAACGCAGAGUGAUGGACACGUCCAGAACGUAAGUUUGUGUGUAAGCGCGCGCUCUAGAACAACACCGGGAGAGGAAUCAAAACAGGGCAGAAAAUCGUUUAUGUGGAGGGGGAGUUAGCAAGGGAUAGGAGGGACAGCGAGCCCAUAGCGAGGCAGUAAAUUAUGUAUUUAUGUGUGUUUCCAUUGCUGCUUUGGGUGCGUCGUUCAAUAACCAUGCUUCGAAGAGUGUGAGUGUGUGUGUGUGUGUGUGUGUGUGUGUGUGUGUGUGUGGAGAUGGGAGGAAAGAGACUAAGAUAAAGAGAAGUCGGUACGGGAAGAAACCCGAUAAACAACAGAAGCGGCAGGUUUUUCCCUGUGUGUAUAUAUCUAUGUAGCUCAGUUCUUUUUUUUUUCUUUUCCGUGUUUUCAAGUGGCGGUCUCUUAACAAGUGUUAGUGGAUCUCCUUUUCCGCUUCUUUUAAAUCACUCGCUUUAAUGGGUUUUAUAUACACAGUUUGCAAGAGCCGGGAGGCGCAGAGUAAAAACAAACACACAUACACAUUCUAACGUCUCGGAACAGGUCUCUGCGGUGGUUUGGAAUACCAAGUAGAGCAAAUAUAUGUGUGGUAGGCCUGCUGCAGCGGUGUGGGUUAAGUUGAAGUGCAGUCUUCAGGCGCAAAUAAAAUGAAAAAAAGCUACGGAGAACGGAGAAGAAAUCAAUCAAGAAAAUAAAGCCAGCGUCAGCGAAAAAUAAAGAGCAGACCGCGUGUGGAAAGGGUAAAAUACAACAGACACAGAGAGCCACACAGUCGGAAGACGGCGGUUCUCCAAAUCGGGACGGAAACAAAAUGGAGUUCUGCGUGGUGGCUCUGAAAGAUGGCUCACGCACCAUGGGCAUAUUGAGCAACAAAUUCCUUGCAAAAAAGGGAUUUGAUUGUGACACAGAGAUGCCAGUUUUUGUUUUUUUUUCUGGUGUAAAUUCGUAGACUUUUUCUAAGCUACAAAUUGAUUAGUUUUAAAUAAAUUGCAAUAUGGCAUAUUGAAUAAAGUCAUAUUUCGCACAAAUAACCACACAUGUUUGACACGUUUAUGUAGAAUGGCACAUAUAUUAGUUUCUUAAAAUAAAAAAAUAUCUGGUCUACAGAAAUAUGCCCUUUUUCAAAUCCUCUAACCCUUUAACGGGUACUGGCAACUAUAUUGCCACCAACGAUUUUAUUUUGUUUCUCUCCUUUAACAACAAACUAUCACUUAUAACCUUAUGUGGUAACUUGUUCUGAUGUCUAGCAACAUUCCUGAAAAAAUAAAAAAACUGUUCAUUUUGGAGCCAUUUUUGUGUUAACAACUCCCAAUUUAGAGCAGCAAGAGUAAAUUUCCCGUAAAGUCAUUGAAAAACAGUCAUUUCGUUGAAGCUUUCAAAACAUAUGAACUGUUUAGGACCUGCUGAGUCUGAUCAUGAGUUUUGUUUGAGUUUGUUUUAAAUUUUAAUUUUUUUUGUAUUUGAAUUUUCGAUGUUAAAAUUAAAAUACAAAAAAAAUAUAUUUUUUACCAUCAAGUGUUUUCCGCUAGACGGUCAGGUGGCAGCUAUAUUGCCACAAAUUUUUUAAAUGUUUUUGAUUAUUUUGCGUACUGAAAAAAUUUUUUUUUGUGUAUUUCAGAAUGUAAACAUGUCACGAAUUUCGGACGUUUUUUCGAGCUCCGUAAAAAUAAAACAAAGAAUAUUUUUGCUAUCCAUUAAUUCAUUAUUUGUUCAUCUAUCUUUUAACAAUAAAACACAAAUUGAACGGAGAAAAAAUAAUCAUAACUAGAAUAGUUAUGAGCUGCUGACGUGAGGGGGUUCCAAAAAAAAUUGUGUCAUGGCGUACACGAUUCCAGCUCUUCUGGUUAUCUGAAACAAAAAAUGUAAAGGGUUGUAUCUAGAACACGACCGCAUAUUUUCGACGUAGAACUACGCAAUUACAUAUGCAACCCACUUGUUUACCACUUCGAAUAUUAUUUUAGAAUGCAUCGAAAUUUUUGUAAUAGAUUAUGUUCUUCGUUACAAAUAAAUUUGAUGAACGUCCUUUUACGUUUAAUAUGAUGCCUAGUACUACCAAAAUAUAUGAACGGAAGAAUUGUCAAACGAUCAUUGUAUAUUACAUUUCCCUUUGAAAUUAUUGCACAUCUCAUGUUUACGCAGUUCUCGAACCGUGAAAGUUCAUUCACCUCUAGUAUCUGAAAUGACGAUUUUCCCAGGCUUCUCAGCUUAAAAGUACCUUUUUGGGAAAACAUUCCGGUCUGCACAACGACAAGCGAGUACAAAAGUAAUCAACAUAAAAAAUAUCGGACAAGUCAAAUGACAAAAUGGCGGUCGUUUGAAAAACAAAAUGUGGUUUAAAACGUUUGUUCUUACGUUGCCCGAUUUUUUUUUAAAUAGUGAAAUUUAAAAAGUAUCAUUUUUAGACGUUCAUGCGAUAAAGAUAUGCAUGCAAAUUGUAUUCAUAUAAAUUCGACAUGAAUCGGUUCAGUAGAACCUAAAAUAUCGUGUACGCCAGUUCGAAAAACCUGGUUUCGAGAAAAACGCGUUUGAAGUUCAUUGGGUUAGAUACCGCAUCACUAAAAUGGCUCUAAUUCGGUAAAUAAUAAGAUUUUUGAUGAGUCCUUUCUAGAGUAUAUUCUUGAAUGCCUAAACUACAGAAAUAUGAAGGAAUUUUUCUUUGAUUUUUUUCAAAUUUCUACUGCCUUAAAGGGUUAAACGAAUUCAGGCAAAAUGCUUAACUGUAAUUCACUGUAAUCAAUUUAGCUCAAAUCUUAGAUGAAUUCUCACAGAGCUUUGAUUGAAAAUAUGUUCUAAUUUGGCUAGCAAAAUCAAACGGAAUUGAAAUUUGAUUUUAAUUAAGCUGAGAUGUAUAUUAAUUGAGGGGCUUAGAAUGAAAGGGGUGUAAGUGAUUUGAUCGAUUUCUCUACAUCGACUCUAUAUUUUGGUCAUUACUUCGCAGCAAAUACAUUCCCAACUGUUUUUCACAAUGUGGAAGGUAGUUCAGAACCUCAUCUAUCGGAAUCUAUAGCAAACUUAAAUUGGAACGUUUUUGCAGUUGAGUUCGAUCAAGUCACUUACACUCUUUUCAUUCUAAGCCCCUCAAUUAUAAAUGUCUAUAUAACUCGACUAAAAUUUAUUUGAAGUUGAAAAUUAAUGGGCGUUGUUCCACAACAAAACCGCAUAAUGACGUAAGACUACCAAAUAAAAUGAGCGUUCAGUUACUUUAUUUCAAGUAUUUUUCAUGGAUAGCUAUACAUUGUCCCAUUUGUCUUGCAAUUUGUGGAUACCACGUCAAAAGAACUAUUCCUCUUCAGAAGCAAAUCAGUAUUCCACAUUUCCGUAGGAAUUCAAACGCUGCAUAGCAAGUGCGUGUCCCAUUGAUGGAAAUAAAUGGUAGCCGGGAGGAGCCAAAUCUGUUGAGUAAACCGCAUGUGAAAAAACUCCCCAACCAAGUAACUCAAUCGUUCACUCUACCGGUUUUGCAGUGUGUGAUUAUCGUUCAAUAAAUUCACUUUCUGUUGUCUGUUUUUGGUAGGUUGAUCUUUUUGCAUCCAAAUAUUGAUUCAGAUUGAUCAUUUGUUUUCUAUUUCAUUCAGUAUCAUGUUUUCUAUUUCACAGUAGAUCAAAUCUUCUGAUCCCACCAAACACAAAGCCGUGAAACCGAUUUUGGUUCCCCUAAACAUACCCAAUAUUAUUGACGGUUAAAAUUUUUAGUCUUUUUAUCGCUGGUUACAAUCCGAUGGAGAAAUUACUUCCUUUUAUACCUUGCGAGCAGCAUUUCACACAUGAUUUUUCGGUUUUCGUGCUGUCGUAUCGAUCAAGACAUAUUUGCCUUGUCGAUCAAGACAUAUUUGUACAGUAUGGUCUACCUCGUGUGCGCAUACGACAAUCUUCAAUUGAGCAAACCCGAAGGUUUGCUCAAUUGCUCAAGAUGCUCGCUGAGACCAUCUAGCGAUUCCAUGAUAACAAGCAGGGCCCGAAAUCUUCAAAGGUGAAAAAUGAAGACCGUCUCUAUUCUCAGUAGCUCCGCUUCUACUAGAACUGCUUCGACAGUCGCCCCAACAAAAAGUGACUUGCCUAGAAAAUAAAUUGACUAGCGUUGACUAGUGAAGAUGACUGCUGAACUAGUUCAGUCAGUGGUUAUUUUAACUGAUUCGACUAAUAAAUACAAAUCUGCAUCUUCAUUCAACUGACUUCAAUCCACACUUCCAUUUCCCCCUAGCACUAAUUUUUUACCCGCAUACGCAAUUUUACUUUUACGUCCAUAUAAAGAGGAACGAAAACAUGAUUUCUGAUGCAAAAAAAAAGUUACCCCGCGUUAGUAUUAGCAAAUAGCGUGCAAAAUAGCGCACUCGCUAUUUUAUACGUUUGAGUAAUUUUCGUGUACGAUACAAAAGAAUCUAGCUCACCUGUAGUGUAUGUCAAACCACGUUGAACUCAAACAUCGAUGCAUGCACACGUACAUGGGAAAGAGAAAGAGAGGAACGAAUUCGUUUUGGGGAAAUUCACUUCAAAAUGCAAUGAGAACGAUUUAACUGGGCAGAAUGAAAUGAUAUAGUCGAGUCGGUAGAGGGAGAUAACGACUAAACGCCCGACUGACUGUUCAGUCGUUUUGGCGAAGAAACUGCGUGAAGCCAAAAGUCAUUACUAACUGAAUACGGAUAUAGUCAGUCAGACAGUCAGCUGACUAUCCUCAGUUGACUAUGACUAUGCAGAGCCCUGAUAACAAGCUCAAACAAUUUUGCCAAAGCACAAGGGAAGUGAUGCCGCGAUAAUUAUUAACAUCCCACCUAUUUCCUCUUUAUAGACUGGGAACAUAUGCGACAGCUUGGCGAUAGUCCACGGAAAGUUGGAAUAUAUGGAGCGGCAGGUUCAACAAGUCUCCAUGGUCGUUUUGAGGAAACCAAAGGUGAUUCGGUCCGGUCCCGGUCCCGGAUUAAACGACUUUUUGAACUUUGAGAAUGACUUAGAAGUUAUUUCCGUAUUUGGUGUCAACUCUGCUCAGGGUUUGGCUAGAAAGACGGAUGUAACUAGCGACAUGCUCGAUAUGGUCGUCGCGUUCAUCGGUGAAAACACUGGCGAAUUUUUCUGAAAAUAGGUAGCAGAUAUCCUGUUGGCAAGUCCGCUUCAUGGCACUGCUCAUUAACACACUUCCUGGCAUUUGUAUCACCAUUAUUCCACAUUCAAUCUACCUUCAAUCUCUAUUUUACUUCAGUCUACCUUUGACAACGCAUGAAAGCAACAAUGUAUCCGUUUAAUGCAAAAAUUCACAAACACUCUCUUUUAGCGAGCAUGAAAAUAGAUACGAUGCAUCAUUGAAUCGAACCUUGGAUUUGAAGUUGCGAACAAAAUAGCUUCGCUGUAUGUGACAUUUUCUACUCACAACAUUCUCUUGAUCCUCUGGUGUGAUUUUUCUCUCGCGCUUCAUAUCCAGCGGAACCGCUGUGUGACAUUAAGACUGGCUGUUGCCUGCUCGACUGUUGACUGUUGUGGCGAGGCUAUGCAACAGAAAUCACGACUGGUUUCUAUUUCACACAAAAAAAUCACGCACAGACGGAACUUAAAUAGCAAUAUUUUCUCUCUCACUCGUCAGUGCUCAUAGAACGUGUACUGCAUUUGUAUUUCGAGCGAUCGAUCCACACGCUCCUGACUCGCAGUAUUAAAUUAAAAAUGCUUCCCAUUUUCGUCAAUCCAACUAGGGAAUCGUAGUGUACAACAUGCCACAAAAAUUUAAAAGAAUUUCCAACUACAAAGGUAUACACAUAUCUAGGACAUGUUUUCUGAUUUGGCACUCUUACUGAAGCACGCAGUUCUACGCCAAAAAAAUUAAUGAACAAUUAAAAACGGUCCUUGAUCGGAGGCCAUGUCGAGCUGCCGGAACUGGAACGACGUACAACAUUCAUGUUAACUUGACAGAUACAUCUCUCGAUUCUACCAAUCAACUGUUUGCUGUUCGUUGCUCUCCAGUUAUUUUUGUUUUUUAUCAAAAUCCCAAAGAAAUCUUCGAUUGAACGACAUUACCGCAGAACUUGAGUACAAAUGGAAUCGAGGUGUUAUUCAGGAACGUUUGUGUCUUUUUUUGCAUACUGUGAUAAUGCUUUAUCUGGCCAAAACAUUUUUUUUUCAUCUACAGGGUGGAGGUUUCGAAUUCAUUGAGUGGUCAGAUUAUCCCAAGAAAUCUCUGAACACUCGAUCAUUCUGAUGGUUAUGUUUAUUAUGUAGUAACAACAUUUCCUCAUCCAAAAAGAGAUUCUCGCAAUCCGCGUGUCGCUUGAGAAGAAUGCGUCCUUUUCACGACGUUCUUUUGAUGACUGAGAUAUUCCGAGUUGUCUGGUAAUUUAGAUCCAGGUGGAAUAGGAUUCUAAUUCCUAUUUCCUGGGUAACUAUCUUCAUAGCAUGUGGGAUUCUGACGGACCGCUCAAGUCCAUUGACUUGUAGGUAUAAUUCCGCCUCAAGAAUCAUUAAAAUCAUUGCGUUUAAAAUAUUUCAUCAGAACAUGACAUUUUUUCUAAGCUGGAACGCUUCUAGGAAGAUGUUGUCCUACGUCAAAAAAUAGUUUAUAGCUUAAUGGUUCAUUGUAGAUUUGAUUACCUUUAAAAUUUCCAACAAUAAACCUCUAAUUAAAGUUUCUUUGCUUUUGUGCCUAAAUUGGGUAAAUUUUCCAUAACUGACCCAAAAAAAUCGGGCUUAUUAUGCUCGCCAAUUUUUGUUCAUUUCGAUUUUUGUUGAAAUCAUUUCAUAGUCUGAAUUUUAAUUUAACUGUUUAAUACACAUGAACUUUAUUCUAAUUUAGGUGACACUCCCUCGAUUUUAAUAAGAGCAUUUUCCAAAUUUUGUCGAAAUUGGUCUGAAAUUUAAACAAAAUUCUAAUGAAAUUAAUUUUAAGUUGAUGCAUAGACUUCUUGCUCUUAAGGUUCCAAAUGUCAUACAAUUGUAAACUUACAAUUCUCUAAUUCCGCUAUUUCCUGGUAUAUAUUUCAAACUGUUUUAGUUCACAUUUUCGAUGAUAAUUUUUUUAGAAAAUGUCCAAAGAAGGACCGUCUAAAAUUUUUGAAUAUAAGUUUUUGACGUAGGAUUACGUAUUUUGAGAACAUUUUGAGGAUACACAUUGAAAAACUAACAAUUCUAACAAUCUAUUGGGAUAUAGAAAAUUUGAUAUUUCGAUGAUUUGCUAAAAUAGCAUUGAAAUGAGGACUUUGUUACGCAUUUUAGAUGUUUUGAAGUCUUCCGAAUCGUUCGAAGUUCAGUUCAAAUGACUUUUUUAAUCAACAACGAAUGAUUUCCUCAGCAUUUAAACACGCCUCAACAGAUUCAUAUGAGGUGUUCUGAAUUAUUCAAAUCGUUCGGAAGCUUAUAUUACAGAUAUUAAAUGUCUUUUUAAAUCAAUUAUUGACACGUGGGAAAUGAGAUGCAAUUCGAAAAAAAAACGAACCUUGAUAAGUAACUGACAAGUUGGUAGGGUUGUAUAACACCUUGUUUCAAUCUCUUUCACCCCCUUCAAGUCAGAUUACAUUGUUUGAAAAGGGACCGACGCACCGUUUAAGACUCCAGAGAAACUCCGUAUAUUGUGCCUACAGACCUAUCAUUCUCGGAAAAUCAAACAAAUCCGAAGACCUGCGAAUAUUUCCAUAGAUCUGGCAUCCCUGCGCACACACGAAACGAUUUUCUGUCCUGUCCAACCUCUCCACACAACCAGAAUACAAGCGAUAGCAAACAAGAUCUAAAAAUUUGAUUUUCUUGUCGGACACAUGUGAUAGCACAUAUCUUGAUGAUUGAAAAUAAUGACAUUCGUUUUCGGUAAGUCAACACUCACCCAACUGUUCCAGUUACCCUUGGUUGUGGGGAGAUAUGAUUUGAGUUGAAAUUGAAAUUGUGAACAAAAAAGAAACGUUUUUGGCGCUUCAUCCAGUAUGAAAGCUACCGUAAAUUAUGUAUACAAAACAAAAGCAUCAAAUGUAAAUUUUAUUUCGGAAAGAAAGAAAACGCUGGAAAAUUUGAAGAUAUAAAUAUUUUGUACAGAAGUGUCAUACCGAAUGAGUUUAUUUAGGUCUAAAUUAUAUAAUACUAACUGAGAAAAAAAACAUACAAAAGUAUACCAUCACCCUGAAUAUCCAGUUGAUAAUCGAAAUCGAUGAAAACUAAAAACGAAAGCUAUACGGUAAAUUGAAAGAAGCAAAAGAAGAAAAAAUUAUACGCGUGUUGAAUGAAACAGAGGCAAAAAGUCAAUAAAAUUAAUUCUGCCCACAGAAAAAGGUGAAUACAAUGUUCUAUUUUAAUCUGAAAAUGGUAUACGUAAUUUACACUCAAGAAAGCAUUACAUAGGUAUUAUGAUACUUCCGAAUCGAUGAAGUGGAGAAAUUAUUAGUAAACAGAUGUCUGAAACGUUGAAACAAGAAAAAAUAUACGAAAUUGUAACUUUUGGUAUACGGUCACUGAAAAACACACAAACAUCGAUUUUGUUUCUGUUCUGAUUCAAACAAUAGUACUAAAUAAACACACAAAAGGAAAAAAAUUGCGUGCCAAAUUCAGUAUACUAACCUAGAAAAAAAAAGAAAUCGUGAAUCGCGAGACAUAAACAAACACUACGAAAAGAACAAAAUAAAAAAUCAAAUCAAAAUAUUACGCUGCUUUCCAAACGGCUCGAACGCGACUUUUCCUUUCUUCCAGAAAGUCGGUGCAAAACAGCUUCACAAGCGGAACACUUCCAGUGUUGCCAGAUGAUCUGCAUUUAUUAAGCAAAAUGAAAGUAUUUUCUCGCGCGUUUCUGUUCCAACAACGCUUACAUCUUCGGAUGGGUGGGAGUGAAAAGAGUAUUGUGAUUUCUGUACAUAGUCAAAUUAGUUUGUGUGCCGAGUAUUAACACGGUAAACAACGGUUUUUAUUUUUUGUUUUUUGUUUUGGUUUUGUUUAUGGGAAUUUUAUCGUCGCCAACGAGCUGCAAAAAAAAACAUUGUAUAUAUUGCGCUAAAGUGAGUAAGGGAAAAGAAACUAAAAUCCGCACCACGGGGCGUAAAAGUUGAGCACACUUUCUAACUACCUAACUAGUAGAGAAAAUAAAAACGUACGAACUAAGGUAUACAUUCGAUUUAAAAGCUGAGGAGUUUUAGACAUUAAUAGAGAUACACGUAGGAUAAACAAUAUUACAUGAAAUGAAACACACGUAAAACUUGUAUUUAUUGAACUAAUAAACUUCUAAUUGCAAAUAAAACGCAAAAGUUAAUCACAAAUCUAAACACUAUAGCAUUAUUGAAAAACAAAAAAAACAACAUGAAGUUUGAAAUCCAGGUGCCGUCAAACUGGACGAAGGAUGAAGGAGACAGAACGAAAACGUAUACGUCAGCGGGAAACUAUGAAAAACUAAUUCGAAGCUGAGUAAAUACACAUUACAAUGGUAUACUCGGAACGAAAUUGGAAAAUCAAAUCAAUGAUACGAAAUUAAAGAAGAAGUGAAAAUCAUCACAAUAUUUGAAACAGCAAGUACUAAAAAAAGUAUACGUAAAAUAUAUAAAAGAAAAAAAAUAUGUAUAAUUCGAACCAAUAUGAGGGGCCGAAUUGAAGCAAACAAAUCUGAUGAUAUAAAACUCUAAGGUUAGCAAUAAGCAUAGAGGGUGUAAUUAGUGUAACGUCGGGUGGAAGUUGGAAGAAAAGAAACCAACAUCCAGACGAACCGAUAAUCCCCAACUGUAUUUAUAGAAAUAUUGGAUAACAUCAACUCAAGCACUGUUUAAAACGAAUACAUUGAAGAAAACAGUCAUUUCAUGAAAAAAACAAUUAGUUGACCCAGUUCAAUUGUAGAUUUGAGUGUAGAGAGAAUACGCCUCUGAAUUGGAGCGGCAAAACGCGAACUGUAAAAAGUAAUAUUACGUUUAUUCACUCUCCAGCUGCAAAAUUUUAUCCCCUCUCUUCUACUACCAUCCGUCAUUCUGAGCCAAUAGCAAAACACAGCAACAAUCCAAUCUAGCACCUAACGAAAAAAAAAUAGAAACAGACUUAGGUGCCAAUUUGUUAUUAUUUGAAAACGCAUGUUUCGUUUACAGUGCAGUGCGGCCCAAACUCACGGACGCACUCAUGCAUUGGUUCUCAUUCGAACAAAACCGUAAUUACAAACUACACACAGUGAAGCAAAAAAAAAUCUAUAAAAUAUAGAUAUGAAUAUAUAUUAUACGAGAUAUAAAAAUCAAUUAUUAUUUAAAUGCAAUUUUUAAAAAUUUUAAAAAAGAAAAAGCUCAAAAUAAAAUAUGUAUAUGUUAAAAAUUUCAAA
This is a messenger RNA of Toxorhynchites rutilus septentrionalis, 14758 nucleotides long. It is a transcript of the gene tio, whose product is annotated as protein tiptop. Gene Ontology annotation, cellular component: nucleus. The record is from RefSeq and is a predicted model, not a curated record. NCBI's taxonomy places the organism in Eukaryota, Metazoa, Arthropoda, Insecta, Diptera, Culicidae. Gene Ontology annotation, molecular function: DNA binding; DNA-binding transcription factor activity, RNA polymerase II-specific. The transcript is spliced from 3 exons. Gene Ontology annotation, biological process: regulation of transcription by RNA polymerase II. The coding region runs from base 925 to 4407 and encodes 1160 amino acids.